Molecule: messenger RNA, 517 nt
Organism: Trichomycterus rosablanca
Lineage: Eukaryota; Metazoa; Chordata; Actinopteri; Siluriformes; Trichomycteridae
Gene: emp3b
Product: epithelial membrane protein 3b (MAM blood group)
Exons: 4
Coding region: 1-498 (165 amino acids)
Cellular component (GO): plasma membrane
Source: RefSeq, a predicted model, not a curated record
AUGGGUCUCCUGUUAAUAUUUGUAAUCCUGCUUCAUCUCAUCACACUGGCAGUUCUUUUCAUUGCCACCCUUGAAAAGUCUUGGUGGGUGUGGAGCAGCACUGAGAGCUCUGACUUAUGGCACAACUGCAGAUUUGAUAAUGAAACUGACAUGUGGUUUUGCACAUCAUCUAGAGAAACAGAGUGGCUGCAUGCUGUCCAAGUCCUGAUGGUCCUAUCUUUAGUCUUCUCCUCGAUUUCGUUCCUCGUAUUCAUCGGUCAGCUCUUUAUUAUGUCAAAAGGAGGACUCUUCUACCUUACUGGUGUCUGCCAAGCAUUUGCAGGUCUCAUAACCUUUACAGCUUCACUCAUCUUCACUCUCCACAACAAAGAAAUCCUUCAGGACUCUAGAGAACUGAGUUCAGGACACUUCGGUUACUGCUUUAUUUUGGCAUGGGUGUGCGUGCCUUUGCUCAUCUGGAGUGGCAUUAUGUACAUCCAUUUACGCAAAAGGAAGUAGUUUUACAGUUUGAUCUUCA